This is a messenger RNA of Oncorhynchus masou masou (cherry salmon), 1946 nucleotides long. RefSeq lists its product as uncharacterized. The record is from RefSeq and is a predicted model, not a curated record. Gene Ontology annotation, biological process: regulation of Golgi organization; centrosome cycle; positive regulation of microtubule nucleation. The transcript has a single exon. NCBI's taxonomy places the organism in Eukaryota, Metazoa, Chordata, Actinopteri, Salmoniformes, Salmonidae. Gene Ontology annotation, cellular component: nucleus; Golgi apparatus; centrosome. The coding region runs from base 1003 to 1884 and encodes 293 amino acids. Gene Ontology annotation, molecular function: molecular adaptor activity; zinc ion binding.
UACAAAGCUGCCACAUCAUGGUGUGCCCAAAGGAUCGCGGGGCUGAAGUGAGCUAACUCCACUGUUGACAUUGUAAAUCAUGAAUGAAUGUCAAAGGAUUGCGGAGGACCUGAUUGCCGCUACCGAAUGAAUUGUUUUGGUGUGUCAGUUAUCCGAGGUGACGAUCUUCAGUUAAAGCGAUACUGCCGUAGCCUAAUGUACCGGUGAUAAUCUAUCUGACAGUGCGAGCCUCCCAAUGACAGCUAACCAAGUAAUGGAGCGGAACGUGUGCGUGCUUUUCUUGUUUUGGUAAACGCGAGAUGAAGUCGCCUGGAGUGAAAACUCUGGUGGUUUGUGUAUUUAGGGAAUAUGCAAGGCGCAUGACACCAAAAUGACUUUAUUUUCCCCUUUCGGACUUUAACCCAUCGCUUCAGAAUAUCCAUUACGGAAUGCAACAGAAUCGGUGACCAAGGAUACUGGAAUACUUGCUGGCUGCCCUCUGCUCAAGCAAUAUGCAAUUACAAUUCACCCAAAUUCUUCAUUGUCCUACUGAAGCAACAACGCUGGUCGGGUUAUGAAAUAAAAAUAGUCAUUAUGUCAAGAUUAUUGGAUUUUGUGAGCAUCUCUUUUACUUGCUGCUGUUUGCGUUUCCCUGCAGGCUACCAGUGCCAAUAUUAGUAUUUAAUGACUGCCUAUCUGUUGUUUUUAUGAAGUUUUAGUGGUAUUUAUUUAUCUUCUGACGAGAGAGAAAGAGGACUGUUACAUACAAUAUAUUCCCACCUUCAAUGAUCUUAUACUCAGAGUUUUAAAGUGAUUCUUCUGAUGGAUGAGCAUUAGUCAUAUUGGAGCUAAUAGCAUCCUCUCAUUCACCUCCAUCAAUCAAAAGUUAUUUAUUAUUUAUAGGACACUUGACAGUAAACAGCCAGAACCUUUGUUUUUAUCAUUAAAAACAACGGUUAUUUCACCAUUAGACUAACGUUUUCAAGCUACGGUGAUUGACCUCCGUCUGAGUGCGUGUGUGGAAUGCUGGACAUCAGAAUGAAGGAGGCGUGUCGUAUCUGCGCUCGUGAGCUCUGCGGUAACCAACGGCGGUGGAUCUUCCACCCCGCCUCCAAACUCAACCUCCAAGUGCUUCUGUCCCACGCCCUGGGGCGAGAGCUGACCCGGGACGGGCGCGGCGAAUUUGCCUGCUCCAAGUGUGCCUUCAUACUGGAGCGUAUGUAUAGGUUUGAUACGGUCGUCGCCCGUGUGGAGGCUCUGUCCAUCGAACGUCUGCAGAGGCUGCUUCAGGAGAAACACCGGCUACGGGGUCUCAUCGGAGGCCUCUACCAGAAGACCAACGGGGAGGGUGGUGGUGGAGGGGUCAUUACCAGGCCUGGGGGUACGGGAGGAGGAGUACAGGGGGAAGGUAUAGUGGACAUGUCUGAUCUGACCCAUGCUAAGUACUGUGCUCUGCUCCAGGAGGACUUGGUGUACUCUCUGUAUGAGUCCUGGGCUGAAGAGGGGUUGGAGUUCGGGGGUCACCACCAUCCUCAUCAUGGGCAUCGCUCUCAAUACCCAGGGUCAGAGGUGACGGCUGUAGGGUCACAACGCUGUGGGACAGUCACACCUUCACGUAGGAAGUGCCAAGGGUGCACAGCGUGGCGAGUCGUGGACUCGGACUAUGAGGCUGUGUGUAAAGUACCAAGGAAGUUGGCACGAAGUAUUUCCUGUAGCCCAUCGACGAGGUAUUCGGCCAGUGUGAUUGGAGUAGAAAGAGGUAGAGAAGAGGAGGAAGAGCCAGAGGGGACCCACUCCUCGCUCACACUGAUCCCUGGGUCCAAGCUUCAGUCCCGGGCUUCAGACAGUGACCGUACCCUGGCGGGUCGAGCCAGCUCCAGCCCCUCCAUAGACUCCUGGACAUAGCUGGAGAAUCUACCCGGCUGUCUGCUAUCCAAGACGGGGCCGAGGGGCUAGGGUACCCCCGG